AUGGAUACGUGGCAGUGUCAACGUCUGGCCGCUUAUCGUUUUGUCGCCUAUUCGGCGGUCACCUUUUCGGUGAUUGCAGUACUGUCCAUUUGUAUUACAUUACCCAUGGUCUAUAACUAUAUUCACACUGUGAAACGAACUAUGCAUCAUGAGAUCAACUUCUGUAGGAAAUCGGUCAAAGACAUCUGGGGAGGAGUGACUGACAUCAACAACUCACCACCUUCAAACCGUUGUUGCCUACCGGGACCAACAGGACCACAAGGAAUGCCCGGGAAACCUGGACGUCCAGGAAUCCCAGGUAUUCCAGGCCUACCAGGAGCUCCAGGGCGACCACCGAUGUUCCCAUGUGUACCGGUUACGCCGCCACCAUGUCAGCCAUGUCCACAAGGUCCUCCUGGAAUGCGAGGAAUGCCAGGACCACCUGGACCACAAGGUGAGCCCGGACGACCUGCAACCACUUAUGGCGAAGCGAAAAUGGGACCACCUGGACCAAAGGGACCGCCUGGACUUCCAGGUAAUCCUGGAGCACCAGGAAUGCCUGGUGAGCCUGGAAUCAGUGUUAUGUCUACUAUGACUGGCCCUGGUGCUCCUGGACCAGCAGGACCUCCCGGCCCACCAGGUCUGCCAGGACGUGAUGGAAUGCCUGGAGCUGUCGCUGUCACAGGUGAACCAGGACCAAAAGGCCCACCAGGAAUGCCUGGUCCACAAGGACCUCCUGGAAACCCUGGUGCACCCGGUGAGCCUGGACCCAUGGGACGGGCUGGCGAGCACGGAAUCUGCCCGAAAUACUGCGCUAUCGACGGCGGUGUGUUCUUCGAAGACGGUACACUACGACGUCGUUAG
Messenger RNA from Cooperia oncophora, 843 nucleotides. The record is from the annotation of a GenBank genome assembly. Lineage: Eukaryota; Metazoa; Nematoda; Chromadorea; Rhabditida; Trichostrongylidae.